GCCAUCUCGUUUUUAAACUUUCCAUCUCUUCGCCAGCUGUUCGUCGUGCUCUUGUUGGAAAAAAACAUUCAGGUUUCUUGCUGAUCUGUGAAAAUGACGAAAACAAUUUCCUUAGUUUUGUUUUUCAGCGCAUUGGUCGCUAUUGCUUACUCAGAAUCUCCCUUGCCAUUUGGACCGAGCCAAGGAGCAACUCCGCUAGGACAACAACCACCUGCGGCAAAUGAAGGAGCUGAGAAUCCUUGCCUCUUGAAACCCAGAAACGGCAUGUGCCUCGCCUAUAUCCCAAGCUGGUUCUAUAAUGCUUCUUCGGGAAGUUGCCAAGAUUUCAUCUGGGGAGGAUGUGACGGAAAUGCAAACAGGUUCUGGACGGAGGAGGAUUGCAUGAAACGAUGCGGCGGAACUGUCGCAGGCUCUGACUCAUCUGAAAAUGAUUCGUCAAAUCCCGCAUCUGAAGAAGUCGAUACAUCUAACAGUGAACCAACCAAUCAAGAGUCUUCCGAAAUCUCCACUCCCGCUUCAGAAGAAGCCGGAACUCAAGAAACCGGAAAAUCCGAAGAAUCCGGAGAGUCUUCUCCAGACAUGUGUAAACAACCCGCAGUACCUGGAAAAUGCAGAGCAUUUUUGCCCAGAUUUUAUUUCAAUGACGAAAAUGGAAAGUGCGAAUCCUUUAUUUACGGAGGCUGCGACGGAAACUUAAAUAACUUUAAAUCCGAAGAAGAAUGCGAAAAAAGUUGUCAUUUUCCGAGACAAGAAAAAUAGCCAGCGAAUUUUUGGAAUCUUCAGAGGAUAAGACAUCAAAAUCAAAACAUUUCCAUUGAGUCAUUUUUACUGUAAACUAUUUAUUGUUGAACUUCACCACUGUAUCUUGAUUCACUUUGAACCCAAAUGUUUUAAUAAAAAUGUUAUUCUUUCA
Molecule: messenger RNA, 913 nt
Organism: Uloborus diversus
Lineage: Eukaryota; Metazoa; Arthropoda; Arachnida; Araneae; Uloboridae
Product: kunitz-type U19-barytoxin-Tl1a-like
Exons: 5
Coding region: 94-759 (221 amino acids)
Molecular function (GO): serine-type endopeptidase inhibitor activity
Source: RefSeq, a predicted model, not a curated record